GAAAAAGUUUCUUUCUUUUUGAACAAAAUUAAACUUAAAAGGCUAAGAUUCAUUGCUCGAAAUAGAUAGGAACUUAAUUAAAAGCUACAGAAUUUUCAUAAACAAUUGGAAUUUUGCGGAAGACAGUUAGUUUUACGAGAGAAAAGUUGUUUUUAAAUAUUUGCAUAAAAUAAAUAGUGAAAAAUAUUCAAUAAAAUGGAUGAAGAUAAUCAGAAACAAUUGACUCAAGAAGAGAUUCGAUUGCGUCGGUUGAGGAGAUUAGGUGUUAAUAAUACUUCCUCAAAUGCUGAAAAAACUGAUGAGUCAGAUAACCAAAAAAGAAUUGAUGAGACAAGCAUAAAUAAUAAUUGUUGUACAUUUGUUGCUGAAAAAGAGAUCCAGAAGGAUGAUAACAAAAACACAAUUAUAUCAGAAACAACUUCUGUAACAAAUGACAAAGAAGAAAACGGAAUGAAUAUAAGUAAUCCAAAUUUAACUGAAAUCAUUAAAAUGGAUACAGACGAGAAGGAAAUUAAACAGACUGUUCCUGAUCGUAUGGAAAUUGAUGAUAAUGAAGUUCAAGAAGAAUCGAUUGCAAAAAGUAUUUCAAGAAUUUUGGACUCAUCAUGGAGUAAAGAAUUUGAUGCUUCAUUCCCAGUAAAGGAUGUUGCACGAUCAAUUAUGGAUAGCACCUUAGUUCCAACUAAUUAUCCUGAAUUAAUAUCGGAGAUAAUCAAUGAUGUGAUUAGACAAUACAUUACAUCAGACUUAAUUCAAGAAAUUGAAGUAAAUUCCUUAUCAGAUCAAAUUUUAUCAAGUAGAAUGAGAAAUGAUGAUAUUGAGAUGGAUUUCGAUGAUGAAACAUUCAGUGAACCGUCACGUUGGAAACAAACGAAAAAGUGCACUGCCAAAGAAGCUGCAUUAUACUAUUUAAUUUCGUCCUACAAUCGUUCAUUAACAGAGAGACAACACAAGGAAAUUAGCACAGAAUGUCGUAGACAACUCGUCAAUAAUGCAAUUUUAUUACUUGAUCAUGACUGGUCAUUCGAAACACAGCAGAUUGUAGAUACUAGAUCUCGCUCACCAUUAUUGCAGAUUUUGUACGAUGAAACAAUUCCAUAUCAAGAUUUUAUAAAGCAUCUCAUAACCGAACUGUAUAAUGAUCAUCCCAAGAGAUUUACAAGGAUCUUUAAUACGAUAUUAGAAGACAUUUAUUUGGAUAUGCGAUGUAAACAAAUCAAGUCUAUUUAUACGCUUCCAACUCACACAAUUGACAGACUCAUUGAACUUGUGUCUGUAGGACUUGCAAACAAUGAAAAUGUGAAGCCAAUUUGUAAUUUGGUUGUGAGUCAUAGGACUUUCCUUCCUGCUCUUAGUACUGAUAUUUCAGGACGUGAAAUCUCUCAAAUCUCAUACUUAUCACCAUUUUUGUCUAUCUCAAUCUUAAUCUAUGAUCGGUAUUAUGAUGAAGACAACACAAUUGACUCUGUCGUUCAGAAUGAUUUACAAAGUAAACUCGAGUACGUUAGGACAUUACUUCAUAAACUCUUUUACACAUUUAUACUGAACAAAGACACACGUGAAAUGGUAUUAAAAUAUAUUGGAGAAUUAUUAAAGCAUAAUGCAAAGCGUGAACAAUAUAAUGCAGAUGAACGUAGCCUAGCAUCCGAUGGAUUUAUGCUUAAUCUCAUGUCAGUUCUUCAACAAUUAUGUCACAAAGUGAAAUUAGAGAGAAUUGAUCCACUCUUUCCAUUUCAUCCACAAUCAUUAGUAUCAAUUGCUGAUGAUACAAAACUGAAAUUUGAACAAGCUGAAUAUAGCAAGUUUCUCGAGAAAAUUCGUGGACAAGUACAAUGGGAAGAUCCGAAAUUUGUUAGCCAUUGUUGGUUCUUUACACUUCAUAGUCAUCACUUGGGUAUAAUUCCGGCUAUAUCUCGAUAUCAUAAACGACUUCGUGCUAUAAAGGAAUUACAGAGAAUGGUCGAUGAACUAAAUGCAACAGAAUCUCGUUGGAAAAAUACGCCAGUUGCAAGACGUAAUAAGAAUGCUCGAGAUAAAUGGGUCAAUAGAAUUAAGAAAUUAACAAAAGCCAAGAAUACAAUGGAAAUUCUUGUAUUGGAUCCAAACGUGAAUCGUAAUUGUCUUCAAUUCUAUAGCUCUGUAUGUGACUAUGUCUUGCAUCACAUUGAAGGACGAAAGAAAAUUGAAGUUCCUUUCUAUAACACAAUACCGCCUAAUCAACUUGUUGCAUCAGAUGAGUUUGCUUCAUUGCCUGUGUGGUACAUUGAGGAUAUUGCUGACUAUUUACUCUUCUUGCUACAGAAUCGUGUUGAAGUAAUUAUUGACUAUAUGGACAACUCAAUAGUCACAUGGCUAUUGACACUCGUCUGUGCACCUCAUUUGAUUAAGAAUCCUUAUCUUACUGCCAAACUCGUAGAAGUUCUUUUUGUGAUCUCACCAUCAAUUCAACAAACAACAACGAAAAUUUUCAACAUGGUCAUGAGCCAUGAACUCACACAGACAAGCUUAAUAUCAGCAUUAAUGAGAUUUUAUGUCGAUGUUGAAACGACUGGACAAAGCACUGAAUUUUAUGAUAAAUUUACAAUUCGCUAUCACAUUUCUCAUAUUUUUAAGAGUAUUUGGAACAGCCCGGUUCAUCGUCAAGCUAUGAUUGCAGAAUCAAAGAAUGGAAAUCAGUUUGUAAAGUUUAUUAACAUGCUUAUGAAUGAUUCAACCUUCUUACUCGAUGAGAGUCUUGAAAAUCUCAAGAAAAUUCACGAAGUGCAAACGCUUAUGAUGAAUGAAAAGGAAUGGUCUAAAUUAGAUACGGAAGAACAAGCAACACGUCAACGUCAGCUAGUACAAGAUGAAAGACAGUGCCGCUCAUAUUUGACUUUAGCCAGAGAGACUGUCGAUAUGAUUCAUUAUCUUGCAAAUGAUAUUAAGGAACCAUUCUUACGCAAAGAGCUUGUCGAUCGUCUUAGUUCUAUGCUGAAUUUCAAUCUACAUCAACUUUGUGGACCAAAAUGUAGAGAUUUGAGAGUCCGAAACCCUGCCAGGUAUGGCUGGGAACCAAGACGUCUUUUAGGACAAAUCAUUGAUAUUUACAUUCGUUUGAGUUGUGAUGAAUUUGCAGCUGCUCUCGCACGUGAUGAACGCUCAUUUCAGAGACAUUUAUUUGAAGAGGCUGCUGAAAAGAUUGAGAAGAAUAACAUCAGAGCUGCAAUUGAAGUUGAAAAGUUUAGAAGUUUAAUUCAAAAGGCUGGGGAAAUUUAUACAAUGAAUCAAAAGAAUGAAGACGAUUUUGCAGAUGCUCCUGAUGAUUUUAGAGAUCCACUUAUGGAUACAUUAAUUAACGAUCCAGUGCAACUUCCAAGUGGAAUUAUUAUGGAUAGGUCUGUCAUCACUAGACAUUUGUUGAACUCGUCCACAGAUCCUUUUAAUAGACAGCACUUAACAGAAGAACAGCUUGUGCCAGUGCCUGAACUGAAAACUAGAAUCGAACAGUGGAAACGAGACAAGAGAGACAAGAAGUCCGACUAAGCGCGAAUAUUUAAUAAUAUAAAAGGAAACUAUUUAUACAUGAUAACAUAGAAAUAAUAAUAUGAAACAUCAAUUUUUUUUUAUUUAAUAAAGCAAACAUUAAAUGUAAAAUUUAGAUACUCUGAACAAUGCAUUAAUUAGUUCUGUUAAUAACUUCUUCAAUUUGAAGAGAUUCACUUAGUAUUUGACUUAAUUCAUCAUCAUUGGUUCCACUUGCUUCUUCAUUAACAUCACUCGUACUGUUAUCAUUUCCACUUUCUGUCAAUCGAACACCAGCGAUCCCUUUAAUUGUUAAACUUUCUUGAUUUAAUUCGUCGCACCUUUUGAUUUUUCUUAUUCUUUCUGGAUGAUUCACUGGAUAUUGUAUAAGACGGAGAAAAUCAAUACAAUAUACAAAACCAGCUAUUGAUAUUAUCAAAUGAUCUUUUUCAUCGCUAUAAGCUUGCUCUAAUUCUUCAUUUGUUCUCUCGUCAAAUGCCCAAAAGCUGGUGCUUCCUUUACUCUGAUAAAACCAAUUAAAUUGCUUAUCUAUGGACGUUUUUUCGAUUCCUACAUUCUGCUCGAUUUCUUCAAUAUUAAAUGGUUUUCGACACAUUGCACAUGACUUUACCGCAUCUGGACUUUUUCGGAUACCUUUAAUGCAUAGAAAGCAGAAUAUGUGGCUGAAAAUAGAAAGUUUAUUUACAAAAACAAAGAAUUUUUUAUGAAUUUUAUGAUUUUCGCUUACUUGCAUGGUAAUUUGACUGGAUAUAAUAGCUUUUGUAGACAUAUUGGACACUCGUUUUCAAUUUGUUCUUGCAUUUAUUUGGCAAUAAAGGUUUAAUUAAAUAAAAAUAAAAUAAAAUUCUUCAAAAAUUUCUUUUUGAAUGUUUACGUGGAUUCAUAUGGUAAUGACGUCUCAUUUUGGGGAUUCAUAUUUUGUAAGUCAACAAGCAAAAUCAG
Chironomus riparius is the source of this 4464-nucleotide messenger RNA. Lineage: Eukaryota; Metazoa; Arthropoda; Insecta; Diptera; Chironomidae. The record is from the annotation of a GenBank genome assembly.